GCGCAGCUGCUGUGGAGAGUCUCUGGAACGAGGCGCGUAUUUUGCGCGCAGAGGCGUCCGGAUCGUGCCAGAAGUUGCCAGUCGCUCAUUGAGGUUGCCCAGAGAGUUGGACGAGCACACAAAGGGGAGCGUGAUAGAGAGAGUUGCUCAGUGGAAGCAGAUAAAGGAGGACAGGGAAGACGAACGAGAAGAGGUGACCCGGCCGAGGCGACAUGUUUGGCAUGAUCAAAAACUCGCUCUUCGGAAACACCGAGGAGACAGAGUACAAGCUGCUCAGCAGCGAGACGAAGGAUGGAGUCAGCUUCGAGGUGCGGAGGUAUGAUGCUGCCAAAUACGCUACAGUCUCCUCUGAGGGGAGAUCCUUUGACCAAGUGACGGGAGAGCUGGUGAGGAAGCUGCUCAUGUACAUCGGAGGGAGCAACGAACAAGGUGAAGCCAUGGGCACAGCAGCGCCCAUCAUCAUCACCGUGUACCCCCGGAACGACGGGGUUCUGUCUCGCCGCUUGAUAGUCAGCAUCCGCAUCCCCACCGCCUACCAGCAAAGCCCCCCAGCUCCAACCGACGAGGCCAUCAAGGUGGAGGAGCGGCCCGGCAUGACCGUCUACGCUCUGCAGUUCGGAGGCUUCGCGGCAGAAAGCGAGUUCCGGGCCGAGGCCCUGCGUUUGACACGCACCCUCGGAGAGACGGCGCCAUUUCAACGCAAGCAGUACUUCUGCUGCAGCUACGACCCACCACUCAAGCCUUACGGACGCCGCAACGAGGUGUGGUUUCUACAGGAAGAGCCGUAGAGGGACGCCCAAUCAGAUCGAAGUCAUCAUGCUGAAUAUUUACUCGACCUUUCAGUUCUGACGAUCCUGUAGCUCUAACAGUUCUUUAAUGGUGAGAGCAGGAUGGUGAGUUAAUGACCUUUGAACCCAAACAGACAGAUAGAGAUUACCCAUGUUGCCUUUACCCAUCUCAUCUCAGGGCCCAGCUGUUCUAAAGUACACUGAUAAGAUUAAAUAAUUAAAAUAAGAUGCUUAAAUGAAAUAAAGGAAAACAAAAUGUGAUUCAAAGAUCUUUCUUAUCCUGAUAAAACCUCCAGUUUGUGAUGUUAAAACUUUGGAUAUUAGUCCAACUGUGCAGAAAUCAAGUUACACAUGAUUCUAACCCAAAGAGGGAAGGGGAUGAGUCGAGUGUGAGUGUGUGAGCCGUCUGUUUCUUGGUGUGUUUAGCUUCAUAAAAUAUGGCAAGGUCAAUUAGAACAUUUCUUUUGCAGUGAUGUUGACACCCAAGACAUUUAUUUUAAAUGUGUCUCUUAGAUUGUUGCAUCCCUACCCUGUGUUAGUAAUUAAAAUUGGCAUUAUGUUUGAAAAGAAAGAAUGUUUCUACCUAAA
Notolabrus celidotus (New Zealand spotty) is the source of this 1376-nucleotide messenger RNA. RefSeq names its product heme-binding protein 1-like. The coding region runs from base 213 to 788 and encodes 191 amino acids. The record is from RefSeq and is a predicted model, not a curated record. The transcript has 4 exons. Lineage: Eukaryota; Metazoa; Chordata; Actinopteri; Labriformes; Labridae.